CAACAAACCUCAGCUUUAGACUUUUCUCGUUGCGUAACAAUGUGCAAACAGAGCGUCGUGCUGAGCGCGAGCUGAGCCGCCGCCGCCGCCGCCGUGAACCCACAGUCAUGUCUGCGUGUGAGUUUGAAUCUGUGGAGAAGUGCCUGGAGGCGCAUCUGCCGCAGGCCGAGCUGAGCGAGGUCCGGCGGGUUCUGUUCGGAAAGGAAACGCUGAAACUGGACCUCCCGACAUCAGCCGCGGAAGCUGCCUCUGAACGUGACUUUGAGCUGAAGGGUUUCAGGUUCGAAGCCGCUCCAGAGCAGCUGAGGCCGCCCAGGAGGGUCCGGGUGGGACUGGUUCAGCACCGCAUUGUUCUGCCCACGGACGCCCCCGUUCUGGACCAGGUCAGCGCCGUGCACAGCCGCGUGGGGGAGAUAGUGGAGGUCGCAGCCAUGUGUGGGGUGAACGUGGUCUGCUUUCAGGAGGCCUGGACCAUGCCCUUUGCCUUCUGCACCCGCGAAAAAGAGCCGUGGACAGAGUUUGCUGAGUCGGCGGAAGGAGGAAACACCACGCGCUUCUGCCAGGAGCUGGCCAGAAAACACAACAUGGUGGUGGUUUCCCCGAUGCUGGAGCGGGAGGAGCUGCACGGCACCCUGUGGAACACGGCGGUGGUGAUCUCCAACACUGGCAACGUGCUGGGAAAGAGCCGCAAGAACCACAUUCCCAGGAUCGGGGACUUUAAUGAGUCCACGUAUUACAUGGAGGGCAACACCGGCCACGCCGUGUUCCAGACUCAGUUCGGGAGGAUCGCUGUGAACAUCUGCUACGGCCGCCACCACCCUCUCAACUGGUUCAUGUACAGUAUGAACGGAGCUGAGAUCAUCUUCAACCCGUCGGCCACCGUCGGAGCUCUCAGUGAGGCCAUGUGGCCAAUAGAGGCCAGGAACGCAGCCAUAGCGAACCACUGUUUCACCUGCGCCGUCAAUCGAGUUGGAACGGAACACUUCAAAAGCGAAUUCACAUCUGGUGAUGGAAAAAAGGCCCACCACGACUUUGGUCACUUCUACGGCUCCAGUUAUGUGGCUGCUCCCGACAGCAGCCGGACCCCGGGGCUCUCCAGAACCCGUGAUGGUCUGCUGGUGGUAGAAAUGGAUCUGAACCUGAACCGGCAAAUGAGUGACAAGUGGAGUUUUAAGAUGACUGGACGAUAUGCUGAAUAUGCGGACGAACUUACCAAGGCUGUGAGACAGGACUUCAAACCAAACAUUGUAAAAGAGUAGCUUGUCUGGAGAGUUAUUCAUUUUGUUUCAUCAAACUUAACCUCAAAUAAAAAGUCAAUGAAAUUGUUGACAGUAUAAUCUCAA
Messenger RNA from Betta splendens (Siamese fighting fish), 1343 nucleotides. It is a transcript of the gene upb1, whose product is annotated as ureidopropionase, beta. Gene Ontology annotation, molecular function: beta-ureidopropionase activity. NCBI's taxonomy places the organism in Eukaryota, Metazoa, Chordata, Actinopteri, Anabantiformes, Osphronemidae. The record is from RefSeq and is a predicted model, not a curated record. The coding region runs from base 108 to 1259 and encodes 383 amino acids. The transcript has 10 exons.